AUGACAGUUCUAAUGGCGAAUUCUGUCGAUGGAAGACGAGUGGCUGGUGAGGACGAGGGCUAUGGAGCGACGCCCAUCUUUCGAGCGGCAUCAGGCCAAGAGGUGCCCAUCACGACGACAGCAUCAUCGACGAGAGAUGACAGGGCAUCGAUGUCGACAUUACAGCGGCCUCACGAAGCCUGGUGGAGCAUUCAUCCCUUCCGUGGCAUGGUCAACGAUGUUCGUCGGAGAGCGCCUUACUAUGUUAGCGACUGGCUCGACGCGUGGGACUAUCGUGUUGUGCCUGCCACCGUCUUCAUGUAUUUUGCAAAUAUCCUACCUGCCCUUGCCUUCUCUCUGGACAUGUUUCAGAAUACCGGAUCAAACUAUGGUGUCAAUGAGGUUCUGCUUGCUUCUGUCCUGGGCUCUGUGGUCUUUUCCAUAUUUUCUGCUCAGCCGCUCGUCAUUGUUGGGGUCACAGGCCCCAUCACUGUGUUUAACAGUACAGUCUAUGACAUCAUGAAACCAACUGGUGUCAAUUACCUGGGAUUUAUGGCUUGGAUCGGAAUAUGGUCGCUGAUUUUGCACUGGAUCCUUGCCAUUACAAACUCCUGCAACUGGCUUCGCUGGGUCACACGAUUCCCCUGCGACAUCUUUGGAUUCUACGUGGCUUUCAUCUAUCUUCAAAAGGGCAUCCAAACACUAGAGCGUCUUGGCGAUGGGAGUGCCUUUUAUCUCUCCAUUGUCGCGGCGUUACUGCUCUUCAUGGUUGCUUAUAUCUGCGGGGAGCUGGGAGGUAGUAGUCUUUUCAGACAUCCAGUUCGGGUUUUCCUAAAGGAUUACGGCACUCCGUUGACUCUCGUUUUCUUCACUGGAUUUGUUCACAUUGGUCGUAUGUCUGAGACUCAUUUGGCGGUGCUCCCAACCAGCACUGCGUUUGAGCCGACAGCCGAUCGAGGAUGGGCCGUCAACUUCUGGGAUUUGAGCGUUGGAGAGAUUUUCACCGCUCUCCCAUUUGCCAUUCUCUUGACUAUUCUGUUCUGGUUCGACCAUAAUGUGUCAUCUCUUAUUGCGCAAGGAAGCGAAUUUCCCCUGAGAAAGCCCGCUGGUUUCCACUGGGACUUUUUCCUUCUCGGCAUCACCACCGGUGUGGCCGGCAUUCUCGGCUUACCCUUCCCCAAUGGCCUGAUCCCACAAGCCCCUUUUCAUACCGAGUCCCUUUGCGUCACCAAAGCCGUCAAGCAGCUCGAUGAAAAGGGUGAAGACAAGGGAGCAUAUACUUUCGAAGCGACUCAUGUCGUCGAGCAGCGUGUAUCCAAUCUGGCUCAGGGACUUCUUACCCUUGGCACCAUGACGGGCCCUCUUCUCGUCGUCCUCCAUCUGGUCCCCCAUGGAGUUUUAGCUGGUCUCUUUUUCAUCAUGGGCUUUCAGGCCCUUCAAGCAAAUGGCAUCACAGCCAAGCUACUCUUCUUGGCCCGGGAUAAGAAUCUGACUCCCGCAAACUCACCUCUCAAACUGGUGAAGCGACGCGCCGCAAUCUGGGGCUUUGUUAUUGUUGAGCUGGUCGGGUUCGGCGCCACCUUUGCCAUUACACAAACCAUUGCUGCCGUCGGAUUCCCUAUCAUCAUCUUGCUCCUCAUCCCCGUACGCGCUCUGGUCCUACCUAGAGUCUUCCACCCAGAAGAACUGGUCGUGCUCGACGAGCCAACAGCUUCCGACUAUAUCAUGGAAGGAAUAGGCGGCUCAUGGGGCGGUGUCAGUCAACAAGAUGAGAUUCAAAGCAGUGACGAUACACCUGUAGCGAGCGGGUCCUCGUCAUCUUCUCAACGAAGCGGUAGUCCUGGUCGUGGCCAUAGAGGCGUUCACCAUGGCUCUCUGCAUAAGAGUCAAGAGGAUCUAGCAGAGCUUGGACAGGCUCCUACUGGGCAGAACAUGGUAGCUAGGAGGAGGAGUAUUGAUAAAAGAGUGGAGAGGGAGCAUCACGUGUGA
Molecule: messenger RNA, 1968 nt
Organism: Trichoderma harzianum CBS 226.95
Lineage: Eukaryota; Fungi; Ascomycota; Sordariomycetes; Hypocreales; Hypocreaceae
Exons: 5
Coding region: 1-1968 (655 amino acids)
Biological process (GO): transmembrane transport; monoatomic ion homeostasis; monoatomic anion transport
Cellular component (GO): fungal-type vacuole; plasma membrane
Molecular function (GO): solute:inorganic anion antiporter activity; borate efflux transmembrane transporter activity
Source: RefSeq, a predicted model, not a curated record